Olea europaea var. sylvestris is the source of this 820-nucleotide messenger RNA. RefSeq lists its product as uncharacterized. NCBI's taxonomy places the organism in Eukaryota, Viridiplantae, Streptophyta, Magnoliopsida, Lamiales, Oleaceae. The transcript has 2 exons. The record is from RefSeq and is a predicted model, not a curated record. The coding region runs from base 137 to 646 and encodes 169 amino acids.
UCUUCACCUCUUCUCACUUCAAUUUUCUCUUGUUAGUUUCUUCUUGACCCUCCACCUUCACCCCCACCCCAAAACCCACCUACCACCCAACCCAAAAAAAAAAAAGAAAAAAGAAAAAAUAAAUAAAUUCAACCACAUGGGAUUCUGCUAUUUUCAUCCCAAAGAGGAAGUUGUAGGUGUAUGUGCCUUGUGCUUGAAUGAAAGGCUUCAAAUUUUAGCUUCCAAAAAGGGCUAUCUUCACAGAACUUACAGUCACAAAAAGACUCAAAUACCCCUGCCAAAGCUUUUUGCUCUAAGCAAUCUUCUUAAUCGCCUUGAUAUUGGACAACAAAAAUCUGAGGGUAAUUGUGGCAGUUCAUCUGGCAGUCAAGAAGACUCUUUCAUAUCAAUCAAGUUUGAAGACAAUGGUGAAAUGUCUUGGAACAAAAAAUGGAGUAAGCCUAAUAACAAGAUAAACAGUGUAGCUAUAGAGCAAUCGAAACCACGCACAGCACUGAGGUGGCAAAAACGGAUUGGCAACUUAUUCCAGCUCAUCAAAUGGAAGAGGUCCAGCAAAGGAAAUGUGUGCCACGUGGGCACAAAACUAGACAGGUCAAAGGUUAGAUAUGGAUGGAUAAGGUCAUUGAGAAAGAGGGCUGAAGAAUAAAGGGUUAUGUACACAAAAAGAAAAAGAGAGUUUUGAGCUUUUUAUCCAAUACUCCCACAAUAUUUUGUUUGUAGGAGCAAUGGCUUAAUGAAAAUGCAAAUUGAUGAAAGUAUAUAAAAUAAGAUUGUAUAGUUAAAAUGGGUUUUGGGUCGACCAUGUCGGUCAAUUCAAAUU